Molecule: messenger RNA, 1211 nt
Organism: Carica papaya (papaya)
Lineage: Eukaryota; Viridiplantae; Streptophyta; Magnoliopsida; Brassicales; Caricaceae
Source: RefSeq, a predicted model, not a curated record
CACCAGUAGUCUUCUCAAGUCCAAACCACGGAACGGGAAUCUCACAAAAUUCACUCCUUUCUUUCCUAACAGAAAAACCACCGCGAAUACGAGAUCAGCACAGCUGAAACAAGCCCUAACCCUAAUCCUAACCCUGGUUUCUUCAUCGCAACACUUGAAUGGCUAGCGAGACGCUGCUGGAAUCUCGCCACAGUAAGCACCGACGAUCGUCCGACGAUGAAGACACCGAUAAAUCCUCAAAACGACACAAGCACCGCCACCACAAGCAUCACAAGCACCAUCGCCGCCAUAGUCGUAGCAAAAAAAACGAAGACGACGCUCAACGGUGUCGUAAAGAUACUGCUUCUCCUCCGUCGCUCCCCGUUGGCGAUUCUAAACCCGACGAUGACGUGGAAGAGGGAGAGAUUCUCGAAGAGCAAAGUUUCGCUGAGUCUUUAGAGAAGAAAUGGGAGUCUGAUGCCGAGUCUGGAGAAAUCAAAGCCGAUGAUUUUUGCAACAGUAAUCUGCUAGUUGGUGAUGAUAAUCAUCCUGUUGAUGAGCAUGUGGGAAACAAUUCUAAAACUUCAAAGAUUUCAGGUGGUGAUAGGGCUGAGGGUUUGGUGACUCACCCUUGUGUAGGUGAUAAGAGUGAUGUAGAGGUUACAUUGCUGACAACUUGUAAUGUGGAUCCUCAAAAUCAUACAGUUCCUAUAAUUGUUAGAGGGGAUCAAGUCAAUGGAGAUUUAGGUUGCAGAUUUCGUAGGGAGGAUGAGAAGGGGCAGAGGGAGUCUGGGUCUCCUUCAAAAAGAAGUGGCAAAAGAAAGGGUUACAAUGGUGUUGAUGGCAUGGACUUGGAUGAAAGCCAAUCAAGCAAAAGGAGAAACUCAUUGUCUUCUGAAGGGUCUGGUAAAAAAUACGAGAUCUCAGCUCAUUUGCUGUCCAGCAGCCAUCAUGGUGAGGUUGAUUGUAGGAAUAGAUCAAGAUCAUGUGAACUUGAGAAGACAAGAUCUCGAUCCCAAAGCUUAGUGGAAGAUGAGGGCUUUUUGGAGAGGAAGUAUCAUUAUGAACGAGGAGCCAGUAGGGAUGGUAGGCAUGGUAGUGUGGAGUUGGUGAGGGACAAAGCAAGGCAAAAUAAUUCUAAUUAUAGAAGAUAUGUUGAAGAGGAUGACAUUCAUAGUAAGGAGAUGUAUGAUAGAGAGAGGAGUAGGGAAAGGGAGAUAGAAAAAGACAAG